AGGAAAAGACACUCACUCCCCAGGAGUUGAAUCGGAAGAGAAGUAAAACACUUCCCUAACUGCUCCCACGACGGCGCGUGAACCAAACUCAUCCGUCAAAGUUAUUGGGUUCUACGCUCUUCUUCGAUUCCCCCGUGUAAAUGUUCAUCACUCCCCUCGAGUUACGAAUAUACAAAUUCUUGAUUUGGGGGUCUCUCUAGGGUUUCCACAGAAAUGUUCACUCCCCAGAGGAAUCAGUUUCCGGCGACGGACCGGAAGGGAAAGUCCGUAGCUUUCGCCGACGAAAUCACGACCCCUCCCCGAUUCAGAUCGGUGGGUGAUGAUGAUUGGAGGACGUUCAAGGACGUGGGUUUGCUCGACGAGGCCUCCUUGGAAAGGAAAGACAUUGACGCGCUUAUGGAGAAGAACCUCAAGCUCGAAAAGGAGCUGUUUGAUUACCAACAUAGCAUGGGGCUACUGCUUAUUGAGAAGAAGAAGUGGACUUCGAGCAACGAAGAGCUUCAGCAAGCGUUUGAUGAAGCUAAUGAGAUUCUUAAGCGUGAGAGGAACUCGAGUUUGAUUGCUUUGAGUGAGUCUGAGAAGAGGGAAGAGAGUCUUAGGAAAGCUUUGAUAAACGAGAAGCAGUUUGCAGCUGAGCUUGAGAGGGAUUUGAAGUACUUGCGACAAGAAUAUAGUGAGGUGAAGUCUACUUCCGAGGCGAAGUUAGCUGAAGCAAAUGAUUUGGUUAUGGGUAUUAAGGAGAAAGCGUUGGAGGUGGAUAGAGAGAGGGUUAUUGCUGAAGAGAAGCUCUCUGUGGUUAGUAGGAAGAGUUCUGAGUUGGAGAGGAAGCUUAAGGAUGUGGAGACUCGCGAAAAGGUGCUCCAAAGGGAGCGUCUUUCUCUUGCUACAGAACGAGAGGCGCAUGAGGCAGUGUUCUACAAGCAGAGAGAAGAACUACAGGAAUGGGAGAAGAAGCUAGCGGUGGAAGAAGAUAGGCUGUCCGAAGUUAAAAGAAGCAUUAACCAUACAGAGGAAAGAACAAUUGAAAGUGAAAGAGAAAUCAAGAAGAAAGAGAAGAGCCUCGAAGAGAUGCAGCGAAAGAUUGAUACUGCGAAGUCAGAAUUGAAAGAGAGAGAAGAGUCUAUAAACAAGAUGUUAAAUGACCUUUCUAUGAAGGAAAAAGACUUCGAGGCCAUGAAGACUAAGAUUGAUAUGAAGGAGAAGGAGCUCCAUGAGCUUGAGGAGAAGCUUAUUGUGAGGGAGCAGAUGGAGAUAGGGAAGCUCCUUGAUGAUCAGAAAGGUGUUCUAGAUUCCAGAAUGCAGGAGUUUGAAAUGGAGCUCGAACAGAAGAGGACAUCCCUUGAUGAAGAACUUGAGAAAAAGAGAGGUGAAAUCGAGAAGCUGCAAGUUGAGAUCAUCCACAAGGAAGAGCAGUUGGGGAAGAGAGAGACAGCUUUAGAAAAAACGAAAGAGAGAGUGGAGGAGAAAGAGAAGGAUCUUGAAGCAAGGCUGGAAGCUGUGAAGGAAAACGAAAAAUCUCUAAAAACCGAAGAGAAAAAGCUGCAUGUGGAAAACGAGCGAUUGCUCGAAGAUAAGGAAAGUCUGCGUAAACUCAAAGAGGAGAUUGAAGAGAUCGGAGCCGAGACAACAAAGAAAGAGUCAAAGAUCCGUGAAGAGUAUGAAACUCUCAGGAUUACAAAAGAAGAGAGACUCGAGUUUAUAAGGCAGCAGUCUGAGCUAAAGCAGCAGAUAGACAGAGUUAAGCGAGAGGGGGAGUUGCUCUUGAAGGAACGUGAAGAACUGAAACAAGAUAAGGGAAGAUUUGAGAAACAGUGGGAAGCCUUGGAUGAGAAGAAGGCUGAUAUAAAGAAAGUUGCUGAAGUAAAGGAGAAGAAGGUGGCUCUGAAAGAGAUGGAAGAACUGGAAUACGAGAAGCUUGCUCUAAAGAGGGAAAGAGACGAAAUAUCUGUCGAGAAGAAGCAGUUGAAGAAACUUCAUGAUGAGUUGUAUAAGGACGUAGCUGAUGUAGAUGCGCUUAGAAUCUCUUUGAAGGAGCAACGAAAGGAUCUAGAUCGUUCAAAAGAGCGUUUUGCAGUAUUUCUGAAGAAAGUUGAACUCUGCAGUACCUGUAGAAUACCAUUCCAAGAGUUUAUAAACUCUGAACGAGUACCAGAUGUUGAAGAUGGUGAUAAACUUCCCAAUGAUAGCAGGAGUACAUCUUUUAUUGGGAAACUCGGUUCGGCUGCGGUACCAGAAUCUUCGCUGCCUGAUGAUUCUCUGGAUACAGCGGCAGGCGAUGAUCAUGAACCAUCUGCUACUGAACAUAGUUUCUCAGAAAGCAAAGGUGCUGAAGUAAAGAGUGAUAAACCUAGACGUGGUAGAGGUAGGAGUAAGUCUGUCAGAGGAAGAUCACAAGCAACAACAUCUGCAACUAAUGAUUCAAAACCAUCUGAUGUGAAAGUUCCAAGGAAGCGACAGCGAGAACAGGGUUCUAGAAUCACAGAAAGUGAACACGCAGAGGGUGAUAGCGAUGGUGGUGUAGACAGCGUCGCAACUGGUGGACGUAAGAAGAAAAGACAGACGGCUAUUCCUGUCACUCUGGCACCUGCGCAAAGCCGAUAUCAUCUCAGGAGGCAUAGAAAUGUAGGAACAGAAGAGAAUAAAGCACAAGAAUCAACAGAGGCCAUGGAAAAACAAGAGAGUGUCAAUGGUGAUGAUAUCAGAACAGUGGCAAGUCCCAAGGAUAAUCUUAAGGAAAAUGGAAAAGCUGAAACAAUAGUGGAGGCGGUAACACAUGAGGAAAUUGUUAAGGUUGAAGCAGAGACUGAGUUGAAGGAUAAGAGUACUGGGAAGAGACCAGUGGAAGAAGAUCCACAGUUAGAAGCAGGAGGCAGCGGUGAAAGAAAAGAGCAUGGUGGUGAAGAGGAUGAUGGGACUUUCAGCAUGACCCAAGAAGAGAACGAAGAAGUAGAAGAAGAAGAAACAGAAACAGACCACCCAGGUGAGGCUUCCAUAGGAAAAAAGAUUUGGGUCUUUUUCACAACCUAAUCUCAUUUUCUCAAAGACAAAAAAAACUAUCCCACAACUAGGAUUUUCCAGUGAGAAAAAAAAUCUUGUUAUGUUUUUGUUUUUAAAUUUUACUCUUUUUUUUCAAGCAACUGAAACAAAAGAAGUGUGUACUCUUGGAAACUAAGGGGGUUUGUUGGAAAUGCAAGCAUUUGAUUCUAAAA
Raphanus sativus (radish) is the source of this 3209-nucleotide messenger RNA. RefSeq names its product protein CROWDED NUCLEI 3. Gene Ontology annotation, cellular component: nucleus. The record is from RefSeq and is a predicted model, not a curated record. Bases 214 to 3027 code for a protein of 937 amino acids. The transcript has 8 exons. Lineage: Eukaryota; Viridiplantae; Streptophyta; Magnoliopsida; Brassicales; Brassicaceae. Gene Ontology annotation, biological process: nucleus organization.